UCUUCCAUCUCCAAUCAACAGAUACCAGUGUCCUCUACAGAUGACACAAGUUGUUGCAUGAUGAAAACUUCUCCCUCUGUCUCUCUGCGGGUCAAACGCAAAAAUGUCCGUCAGAUCAGAAGACAUGUCUGCCUAAAUAGAGUCAAUGGUCAGGACAUGGAUGGCUCGCUGUGGAAGGUCCAGUCCAGUCAACGUGACAAAAGUUACACUAAAAUGCCUACAACUACUAUCAUUCAGCGUCAGGAAAUGACAUCAUACUUGCGUCUUUUUGAUGAUGACCUGAUUCAAGACUUUCUGAGGAUGGACUGUUGCUACAAAAUGACAGACAAGUACCUUUUAGCCAUGACCUUUGUGUACUUCAAACGGGCCCGCUUCACAGUUGACGAAUACACAAGAAAAAAUUUCUUCAUUGCUCUUUACCUUGCCAACACUAUGGAGGAGGAUGAGGAGGAGAGCAAGUAUGAAAUCUUUCCAUGGGCUCUGGGCAAGAACUGGAGGAGACGCUUUCCUCGUUUUCUCAAGCAACGAGACGAGCUGUGGGCUCGCAUCCAGUACAGAGCUGCUGUCAGCCGGCGCUGCUGUGAGGAGGUAAUGGCCAUUGUGCACCUUCACUUUGUGUGGCAGCGACAGAGAUCUGAUCACCACAGUGGUGCUCAGCGGCAGUACGGUGAUCAAGACCAAGUUCGUUUUCCACGAGGGCCUUUUGCCUCACCUGUUUCCUGUUCCCUGUGUAACUGCGGCAGCAAGCUGCAUCACAUCUCCUCCUCCAGCGAUGCUCCACCACAGGCUGUGGACAGCCCCUACCCACACCUGUUCACUACUGCCCUUGGUUUGGAGUUCACCCCAGUCAGGAUCCCWGUCUCCCACAGGAACGCAGUGAAGGAUACAAGCGAGCAACAGAAACCAUGCUGCUUUUGUCCUGAAGAAGUUCCCA
Molecule: messenger RNA, 934 nt
Organism: Austrofundulus limnaeus
Lineage: Eukaryota; Metazoa; Chordata; Actinopteri; Cyprinodontiformes; Rivulidae
Gene: spdya
Product: speedy/RINGO cell cycle regulator family member A
Biological process (GO): positive regulation of cyclin-dependent protein serine/threonine kinase activity
Molecular function (GO): protein kinase binding
Source: RefSeq, a predicted model, not a curated record